AACCUAUUAAAAAUAAUAAUAAAAAAAUCAUAAAGCCGACACAGAGACGUUGAAUAAGAAAGGAGAUGGAGCAAGUGGGCUGCUCAUGUUUUGAUGUUUAUAAAUAUAAUAGUCACCUUCUUUUUUUAUUGCUUUAUUUAUCAACUUAGCAUUUACUUACCAUAGAUUGUUUUUUGUUUUUAUUAACAUAUUCUCUGCUUUUGUUUUCUGUUUUGUUUGCUUUCAUAAAAAUAAAGUUGUUACAAUACAAGCAAACAUUUCUUUCUCUCUUUCUUGUAUUGGUUUUGGUUUGGUUUUCAUUCAAAUGAUUAAAUAAUUAAAGUGCUUUUUUGAGAGAUUGUUAAUGGAAGAAGGCUACAUAAGAAGCAACUUCAAAAGGAUUUGUGUGUUCUGUGGAAGCAACUCUGGCCACAGAAAAGUCUUCAGUGAUGCUGCUCUUGAAUUGGGCAAUGAACUGGUGAGGAGAAAGAUACACUUGGUCUAUGGUGGAGGAAGUGUUGGAUUGAUGGGUUUGAUAUCCCAGACUGUUCAUGAUGGAGGUUGUCAUGUCCUUGGGAUUAUUCCAAAAGCUCUCAUGCCGCUUGAGAUAUCUGGUGAGACUGUUGGAGAACUGAAAACUGUUUCAGACAUGCAUGAGCGUAAAGCUGCAAUGGCUCGAGAAGCUGAUGCCUUUAUUGCGCUUCCUGGGGGAUAUGGUACCAUGGAAGAGCUGUUGGAGAUGAUAACGUGGUCCCAACUUGGAAUUCAUAAGAAACCGGUUGGUCUGCUAAAUGUUGAUGGAUACUAUAAUUCUUUGCUUGCAUUAUUUGACAAUGGCGUUGAAGAAGGUUUCAUCAAACCAAGUGCUCGGCAGAUAAUUAUUUCUGCUCCUACUGCCAAAGAACUUCUGGAAAAGAUGGAGCAAUACACUCCAUCUCAUGAACAUGUUGCUCCUCAUGAAAGCUGGCAGAUGGAGCAACUCGGUGAUUAUCCAAAGCAAUAAUAUGUGCAGUAAAUUAUUGGUGGUAGGUUUUUUUCCUGAAUUGAUUUCUGAUGUGAUUCAUCAUCAUUUGAGUUGUGUACAAGUAUCUAUUUAAAUGGGGCCAAAUAUUGUUCAUUACCAUGUACUUUUGUCGUUGUUUGUGGUUUGAAUUCUAUUAAAAUUAUCAUUGCUGUCUUACAGCAUAUUUUCAUUAUAGUCAAUUUGCCCACUAUUCCUCAGUCAUAUCAAAU
Molecule: messenger RNA, 1212 nt
Organism: Pistacia vera
Lineage: Eukaryota; Viridiplantae; Streptophyta; Magnoliopsida; Sapindales; Anacardiaceae
Product: cytokinin riboside 5'-monophosphate phosphoribohydrolase LOG8
Exons: 7
Coding region: 344-982 (212 amino acids)
Biological process (GO): cytokinin biosynthetic process
Cellular component (GO): cytosol; nucleus
Molecular function (GO): hydrolase activity, hydrolyzing N-glycosyl compounds
Source: RefSeq, a predicted model, not a curated record